UUCUUCAUAAAACAUUUAAUCUCUCUCUAUCUCUCUUUUUUUCUGUGCAAAGAUCACUUUCUUGCUCCCAAAGCAAAAUCAAAUCUUCUUCUUUCUUCUCCCAGACAUCAGCAACAUUCAGGAGAGAAAAAACUUAAAACUAAAAUAACACAAAACACCAGAGGACAUAACUUAAAUUUAAAUCUGAAAUAAAAAAUGAGCUGCAAUGGUUGCCGUGUUCUCCGGAAAGGUUGCAGCGAGAAUUGUAUCCUCCGGCCAUGUAUUCAAUGGAUUGAAACCGCCGAUGCUCAAGGUCACGCCACCGUCUUCGUCGCUAAAUUUUUCGGGCGUGCUGGUCUCAUGUCUUUUAUCUCCGCCGUACCGGAAUCUCAACGUCCUGCUUUGUUUCAGUCUUUGCUCUACGAAGCUUGUGGAAGAACUGUGAAUCCAGUAAACGGAGCAAUCGGAAUGUUAUGGACUGGAAAUUGGAAUAUCUGUCAAGCGGCUGUUGAAACGGUUCUUCGAGGCGGUUCUUUAAGACCGAUCCCGGAGCUUGGCGGCGGAUUCGCUGGUUUUCCUUCGCCUACAUCUGAAGAAGCAUCUGAGAUCUGCACUGAAAUGUUGAAUCUUCAGCAAAAUGAUUCAACCGGUCGUAACAUCUAUCAUCAUUCUCGAUUUUCAAGCUCUAGAUCUAGAUCUACCAUGGAUUCUUCUUCUCCGACGAAACGUAAGCGAUUAGCAUCAGACCAACAACCAUCUUCCGAGCUUGAUCUAUCUCUGAUCCCUAAUUUUCCCGUUAAAACAACAACGCCUUCUUCUACACGGCGGCGAUCAUUAACUCCGUCGAUGAACUCAGAGGACUCCGUGACGACGACGGCGUUUUGUGACAAAGGUGAUGUGUACGGGAACGGAGGAGGAGAAACGAGCAAGUUGCUUAACCUUUUUGUUUAAUGCAAAACGGCGUCGGUUUUUCUCAGACUUAGUCUAGGGUUUAAAAUGUAAUUUUACACAUUUUCUUCUCUUUUUUCCCGUGGAUAAAAAGUAUUGGACCGGCGAAUUAGCAACUACGUCGUUUUGUUCUCUCGGUUUAGAGUCCCCCAUUAACCAAUGUAAAACUUUAUCGAGUGAAAAUUUCUAUGAUGUUAAUUUGUCUUUAGUUUUC
This is a messenger RNA of Arabidopsis lyrata subsp. lyrata, 1141 nucleotides long. RefSeq names its product LOB domain-containing protein 37. Gene Ontology annotation, biological process: regulation of gene expression. The coding region runs from base 196 to 930 and encodes 244 amino acids. The record is from RefSeq and is a predicted model, not a curated record. NCBI's taxonomy places the organism in Eukaryota, Viridiplantae, Streptophyta, Magnoliopsida, Brassicales, Brassicaceae. The transcript is spliced from 2 exons.